UGAACCAGAAAGUCCGGGCCUUCAUCUUUCUAAUUGGUUGGUGAAAGGUGACGUCGAGACGACAGAACCAGUUUGGUUUGUGGUGAAAAAAAGUAAAAGGGCAUCGCUGUGAAGACAUUAUAUCCUUAGUCCUAAAAUAAUUGAAGACUUCACAGGACUGCUACCAUCCCAGAGAGGUCACAUCUUCCUCCAUGAAGAAGUACAUCUUGCACUGCAUCCUCAGCAUUCUAGUGCUGUUUCCUCUUUACGUCUGGCUAAAUGGAUCCUUGUCCCGAAGAUGGAGUCCAGAAGUUUCCUUGUCCGACAACUCAGAGCCACGCAACUUGACCAUCUUGCUGUGGCACUGGAACGCUGAACGUGCUCGGGCUAUCAGCCAGAACAUGUGCUGGGAACGUUUCAACAUCCCACACUGUAAAGUUAUGAUGCAGGAUGCCAUGUACAUGAAGGCAGACGUGGUGGUGUUCCUUAACCUUGAGCUGGCAAAAGGACGGAUGAAACUGCCCCUGGAUCUCCCCAGGCCGCCGGGCCAGAGGUGGGCUUGGUUCUCCGUACAGUCCGCUAAUAACAACGGGAACCCGCUGGGAGAAUAUGGAGGCGUGUUCAACCUCACCGUGAGCUACAGGAGGGACGCAGAUGUUAGCAUACCAUACGGUGGGUUUGUACCACGAGAGUUUGGAGACCCAGUGGACGACAUCCCAAUGAAGAAAACUGAUCUGGUCUGCUGGGUGGUCAGCCACUACAAGGAUUCCUUCAGAAGAAGCCAAGUGUACAAAGAACUCAGCGCGGUCAUUCCUGUAAAGGUCUAUGGACACUGGUCAAAUAAUCCUCUUGCGCCUAAUGACCUUCUUCCUACAAUAUCUCGUUGCUACUUCUAUUUGGCCUUCGAGAACAGCAUCUCCAAAGAUUAUAUCACAGAGAAACUGUGGAUCAAUUCCUACCAAAGUGGGGCGGUGCCGGUCGUCUUGGGACCACCGGUGGAGGACUACGAGGCUGUGGCGCCGCCUCACUCUUUCAUCCACGUCGACGAGUUUGCUUCGGUGAAAGAACUUGGCGAGUAUCUGCAGGAGCUGGCGGGCGAUGCCAAGCGUUACGGCGAGUAUCUGCAAUGGAAGAGAGACUGGAAGGUGCAACCGACCAUUAACAAGGAAUGGAGAUUGUGUCAGAUCUGCUUGCGGUACCCCAGAUUUCCUCCGCACAAAGUCUACACUGACCUGGCAGCCUGGGUUAAAGCUACUUAAAAACCUCUGAAGCCCGACAUCAUCAUUCAUUAUUCAUACUUUAUUUAGUGAUGUAAGAAAUGAACGUGCAAAUACAACAGUUUGGACAACGGCAUUGACUUGUAAACCAGUAAUCGAGAAUAGUUUGUAUUAAUAGUAAAUAGUCAAACAGUUGACUGAAAUGGCGAUCUCUUUUGUAUUUCUCUGACGAUCCUAACACCUAUAAGUGUCAUUUUAACACAUGAAAUAAUUACCUCUCGAUUCAAUAAAACCUCAUCGAGCUGGA
Molecule: messenger RNA, 1503 nt
Organism: Nerophis ophidion (straightnose pipefish)
Lineage: Eukaryota; Metazoa; Chordata; Actinopteri; Syngnathiformes; Syngnathidae
Product: alpha-(1,3)-fucosyltransferase 7-like
Exons: 2
Coding region: 192-1238 (348 amino acids)
Cellular component (GO): membrane
Molecular function (GO): alpha-(1->3)-fucosyltransferase activity
Source: RefSeq, a predicted model, not a curated record